Prosopis cineraria is the source of this 1395-nucleotide messenger RNA. Its product is annotated as L-tryptophan--pyruvate aminotransferase 1-like. The transcript has 5 exons. Lineage: Eukaryota; Viridiplantae; Streptophyta; Magnoliopsida; Fabales; Fabaceae. The record is from RefSeq and is a predicted model, not a curated record. The coding region runs from base 54 to 1259 and encodes 401 amino acids. Gene Ontology annotation, molecular function: transaminase activity; carbon-sulfur lyase activity. Gene Ontology annotation, biological process: amino acid metabolic process.
AGAACUUAGUGACGUUGCAGACAAAUUAAUCAAGCAUUUCUCACAGUCCAACAAUGGUGGCAAAUAAUGUUCUUUCUGCAGCUCCUCUGAACAACGAUGGCUUGUCGUCCUCUAACACCAAUGCUCCUCUUCAAAACUCCUUCAUCAAUCUCGACCAGGGAGAUACGGUGCUGUUCGAAUCGUACUGGAGGAAGAUGAGCGACGAGUGUGCGGUUGUGAUAAAGGGGUGCGAGCUUCUGAGUUAUGUGAGUGACAAUGCCAGUGUGUGUUGGUUCAUGAAGCCUGAGCUCAGAGACGUCAUUAAAAGGCUUCAUGCUCUGGUUGGCAACGCAGAGACGCAAGAUGGCCACAUUGUCAUCGGAAAUGGCUCUACUCAGCUCUUUCACGCUUCUCUCUUUGCUCUCUCUUCCUCUUCUAACUCUCCCAAUCCUAUCAACGUCGUUGCUGCUUCUCCCUAUUAUUCGGGGUAUCCGGACGAGACAGACAUAGUGUGCUCAAGCCUGUACAAGUGGAGUGGGGAUGCAAAGGUGUACGAUAAGAAUGAAGAAUACAUAGAGAUAGUGACGUCUCCGAAUAACCCAGAUGGUAGUCUCAGAAGACCAGUGGUGAACAAGAAGCUUGGACGUGAAGGGAAGCUGAUUCAUGACCUUGCUUAUUACUGGCCUCACUACACUCCCAUUACUCACAAGGCCAAUCAUGACCUUAUGCUCUUCACUUUCUCAAAAUGCACUGGUCACUCUGGUUCUCGCAUUGGGUGGGCUAUUGUGAAAGACAUGGAUAUUGCAAAGAAGAUGACGAGAUAUAUAGUGAUGAACUCCAUUGGGGUGUCGAAAGAAUCGCAGACUCGAGCUGCUAAAAUAAUGGAAGUUCUAUGUGAUAGCUAUGAUCAGAAUUUCAAACUUGGGUCUAAGAAUUCUGAGCUGUUCUUUGAGUACAGCAAACGCCUUAUAAAAGAGAGGUGGGAGAAACUGAGGGAAGUCAUCAAAGAAAAUGGUGAUCUCAUUUUACCCAAGUUUCCGGGAGCCUAUUGUAACUUCACCAAAGAAUCAUCUGAAACAUAUCCUGCUUUCGCGUGGUUGAUGUGUAAGAAGGACGAAGACGGAGUGAGUUAUCUGGAAAAGGAAUUGAAAGUUCUUGCUAGAAGCGGGAAUCGAUUUGGAUCAGGUCCAAGGUGUACUAGAAUUAACAUGCUGAGCCGAGGUGACGACUUUCAUGAAUUCUUGAAGAGACUGUCAAACAUCAAAGAGAUUAGUUAUUAAAUUUAGUCAAAAAGUGGAAAAUGAUUGCUAUGGUGUUACGCCUCAUGUUGAUAUAUGAAUGUUUUUUAAAAAAAAAAAAUUAUUAGAACAGUGUGUUUUUGUGUAUUUCUAGCCCAUCAGCCCAAUAUACCAUGCU